Messenger RNA from Alosa sapidissima (American shad), 1525 nucleotides. RefSeq names its product dynein, cytoplasmic 2, light intermediate chain 1 (gene dync2li1). The transcript has 13 exons. Bases 115 to 1203 code for a protein of 362 amino acids. Gene Ontology annotation, biological process: intraciliary transport involved in cilium assembly; intraciliary retrograde transport. The record is from RefSeq and is a predicted model, not a curated record. Gene Ontology annotation, cellular component: cytoplasmic dynein complex; ciliary basal body; axoneme. Gene Ontology annotation, molecular function: dynein heavy chain binding. NCBI's taxonomy places the organism in Eukaryota, Metazoa, Chordata, Actinopteri, Clupeiformes, Clupeidae.
CGUUACCCAUCGCAACGGUAAUCAUCUGCAGAAUGUCAACACAAGACUGCUAGCCCGAUAAAACAAGAAAUCCCAAUAUCUUCCCAAGGGUUAGUGUGUUGCCACUUUGGACGAAUGCCUAAAAUAAGCACUGACACAUUAUGGGAGCUGGCAGCGUUGGAGGUCCGCAACCGAGAAAACGAUGUUGGCGACGACGAGGAAACCGAACAACAGGAUAAGUCACUGCACGAAAGAACCGUGUUUUUUAUGGGAAGCAAGUCGGGGGGUAAAACAACAAUUUUGCUCCGAUGCCUUGACAGAGACGAAGCACCUAAACCCACUCUCGCAUUAGAAUACACAUUCGGGAGAAGAGCGCGAGGGCAUAAUACGCCAAAGGACAUAGCACAUCUGUGGGAACUAGGAGGAGGAACGUCACUCUCAGACCUCGCUCAGAUCCCCAUCAAUGCACAGAAUGUCAGGGCCUUCUCUGUGGUGCUGGUGCUGGACCUGUCCAAGCCCAACGCGCUGUGGGCCACCCAGGAGAGGCUUCUCCAGGCCGCCAGGACCCAGGUGGAGAGGAUCUGCUCCGGGCCUCAGCGAGGGUCGGACUCCCGGUCCAGUAAACAACCUGGCCCCAUCGGCACCCCCCGCGUCCUGCCCAAAGACCAUCCCGACAGAGAACUCAUCAACCCAUUUCCAGUUCCGCUGCUCUUGAUAGGCAGCAAGUUUGACAUCUUCCAGGACUUUGACUCCGAGAAGAGGAAGGUGUUGUGCAAGACCCUACGCUUCCUAGCUCACUACUACGGAGGAUCUCUCAUCUUCACCAGCAGCAGGGCAGAGGGCGCCAUAUCCAAAACCAAGAGCUUUGUCAGCCACCUUGCAUUUGGGACGGACAGAUCGAAGUCCAUGUCCACUGACCCUGGCAAGCCUCUGUUCGUCCCCGCUGGCACGGACUCCUUGAGUCAGAUUGGGUCCCCACCCACCACAGAUAUUGACAUCGGAAGCCUGCAUGCCAGAAACCCACUGGAUCUGUGGAAGAAAGUGUUCGAAAGGGUGUUUCCUCCUGAGACCAGCACAGAAGACAAGCAGCUGAAGGACCCAUCCAAAGACCCGCAGUAUAGUGAGGCCCUCAUCGACUCCAUGAGGGCACAAAAGGACCAGGAGCUGGACCAGUACAAGAGAGAUGCUGCAAAGUCAUGGAAAGGCCUGGAGUUGGAGUCCUAACAUUCAACUAUGGCACCCACACACACACACACACACACACACACACACACACACACACACACACACACACACACUCGAGAGACCGAGAGAAAGACAGACAGACAGACACAUACACACGCACACACUCUCUCAAACCGAGAGAAAGACAGACAGGCAGACACAUACACACGCACAGAUAUACAAACCUUCAAAUGUUACAAAAACAUACACAGUGUCACAUCAUGCUUUGACAUGAUUUAUUAAUAUUUUUGUACUAUUUAAGCUCUAUUUUUCCUUCAUAUUUGUAUACUGUAUAUACAAUAAAUUACAUUUAUGCACACUA